Messenger RNA from Cavia porcellus (domestic guinea pig), 5551 nucleotides. Its product is annotated as phospholipid-transporting ATPase ABCA3-like. The coding region runs from base 402 to 5444 and encodes 1680 amino acids. Gene Ontology annotation, cellular component: membrane; intracellular membrane-bounded organelle. Gene Ontology annotation, molecular function: lipid carrier activity; ATP hydrolysis activity; ATP binding. The transcript has 32 exons. NCBI's taxonomy places the organism in Eukaryota, Metazoa, Chordata, Mammalia, Rodentia, Caviidae. Gene Ontology annotation, biological process: transmembrane transport; lipid transport. The record is from RefSeq and is a predicted model, not a curated record.
UUGGGCCGAGGCGUGAGGCGCGCGCGCUCCCAGGCGAGCGGCGGAGUGAUCCGUGAGUGAGCUGCUGUGCUGCGGCUGUCGCUGCUUCCCGGGCCCUCCACACCCUCCUCCGCGCUAAAACAGAACGGACGGUGGCGACGGUUCAAAUUACUCUUGGGUUUCGGCCGUUGCGGAUAGAGGAAAAGCGCGGUCCACGCCGGCUCUGCUCCGGCCGCCGACUGACUGGCGCUCACGUCUGCGCGUCUGAAAUUCACAGCUAAAAGUUUGGCUUGAGUCUCAGAAGAGAUUCUCACUUGGAUUUUUGAAAAAUGCUGGAACUGUUGCGACUGGGAAAAGGACUAUUGUACCCUCUGUUGUACAUAGAAUAGCUAUGUUAGAGUUCAACUUACACUCUUUUUAGAAUGACUUCGUUGGAGUUCAAAAAGCUUACGGCUCUUCUCUGGAAGAAUUUCACUUUAAAGAGGCGGAAAUAUAUGAGCUUAGUUAUGGAGAUACUCUUAACAGUUCUGUUUGGUAUUUCACUUUUGGGACUACGCAAUGUUCUUUUUAUGAAGAAGAUUGGACCCUUCAGUUUUACUGCUUUUCCUGUUAAUCAUACACCUUCAUUCAUUGGAGCACCUGUCACUUUUCCUUAUCCUUGGGAACUGGCUUACGUGCCUUCCAACAGUACUGUGGUACAGAAUAUUGUUGCAAAUGUUAAAAAGGACUUAAACACCAAUAUGCAAGUUGUAGGCUUUUCUUCGGAAAGCAAGUUUGAUAAUUACGUUAAACAAAUUAAUAACUCUGAAAAGGUUCUGGCUGCUAUUGUUUUUGACCAUGAUUUCCAAAGUAACAGUGAUACUCUGCCACUUAAGGUAAAAUAUUAUUUGCGUUUUAGUUAUUUCAAAAAGAACAAAAAGAGUGAUAAUUAUUUUAAACCGGAUGGCUGGUUCACAGAUUCUCUCUUUCCAUUAUUUUCUCCGUUGGGACCCAGAAAUGGCAAUGCUAAAGAUGGGGGCAGUCCUGGAUACAUCAGUGAAGGGUUCCUGCUUGUACAACAUGCCUUGGAUAAGGCCAUCAUGCUGCAUCAUAGUGGCACUGCUGCAGAAACACUGUUUAAUAGUGUCAACAUUUUUGUUCAGAGAUUUCCAUACCCAGUAUAUGAUAUUGAUAUAUUCAGUAAAAUUGCUGUUAUUUUCAUCCCUGUAAUAAUUGCGUGUAUCUUCUCCAUGAAUCAUCUUACCUUACUUCAGUCCAUUGUAUGGGAAAAGGAAAAUCAAUUAAAGGAGUUCCAGCUCAUAAUUGGACUCAGUAAUUGGAUGCUCUGGACUGCCUAUUUCAUCACAUACCUCUUUUUCUAUCUUUUUAACAUCAUCUUUAUGUGCAUUAUUUUGUUUGUCAAGGUUGAACCUCUACCAAUCUUCCAGUACAGUGACCCAAGUCUUGUCUUCAUCUUUUUGCUGUUUUAUGCCAUCUCUGUAAUAUUCUUCAGCUUUAUGAUUAGCACAUUCUUUGAUAAAGCCACUGUUGCUGUUUUUUUUGGAAGUUUCAUUUUUUUAAUCAUGUAUAUUCCAUAUACUUUAUUACUGACUGGCUAUGAGAAGCUGCGAUUCCAGCAGAAGAUGAGAUACUGCCUCAGCUUUAAUGUUGCCAUGGCAAUGGGAUUUAAAUUUCUAGUUGAGGCAGAAAAAAUGAAAACAGGAAUUAAAUGGAGUAACAUCUUCUCAUCAAAGGGUCCUGACAAUUUUUUAUUUGCUUAUGUGAUGGGAAUGCUUUUACUUGACUCUUUCUUGUAUGGUCUUGUGGCCUGGUAUAUAGAAGCUGUCUUUCCAGGGAAAUAUGGUGUGCCCAAACCAUGGAACUUUUUCAUGAGGCAUUCUUACUGGUCUGGAAAAAAACAUUCAAUAAAAGGUGAAACAAUUCAAUAUGAGACGACAAUUCAAAGCCAAUAUUUUGAAGAUGAGCCUACUGACUUGGUGGCAGGUAUCCAGAUCAAACAUUUGCACAAGGUAUUCAAAAAGAAUAAUACUACCAAAGUAGCUGUAAAGGACUUGUCUUUGAAUUUAUAUGAGGGACAGAUCACCGUUCUUCUAGGACAUAAUGGAGCAGGAAAAUCCACUACUCUAUCCAUUCUCUCAGGUCUCUAUCCUGCUACCAGUGGAAAGGCCUAUGUUAGUGGAUAUGACGUAUCACAGGAUAUGGACCAAAUCAGGAAAUCCUUCGGCAUGUGUCCCCAGCAGAACCUGUUGUUUGAUUACUUGACAGUAUCAGAACACCUUUAUUUUUAUUGUAUAAUCAAAGGAGUGCCUUACAAAAUGUGUCUUAAAGAAAUUGCUCACAUGCUGUCAGUUUUUAAACUGCUAGAUAAACAGACUGAAUUUUCGAAGUCACUGAGUGGUGGAAUGAAGCGCAAACUCUCCCUCAUGAUAGCACUUAUAGGGGGUUCUAAGGUGUUGAUAAUUGAUGAGCCAACAUCUGACAUGGACCCACUCUCCAGAAGGGCCACCUGGGAUCUCCUUCAGAAUUAUAAAAAAGAUCGUACCAUCCUGCUGACCACCCAAUACAUGGAUGAAGCUGACGUGCUGGGUGACCGCAUAGCCAUCGUGGUCAAGGGAUCCCUGAAGUGCUGUGGUUCUUCAAUGUUCCUGAAACGCUUAUAUGGUGUGGGAUACCACAUAGUCCUGGUAAAGGCACCUCACUGUGAUGUUGAAGAAAUCUCAAAACUGAUUCAUUAUUAUGCACCAAAAGCCAUUUUGGAGAGCAAUGUUGGAACUGAGUUAUCAUUUAUUCUACCCAAAGAGUACACUGACAGGUUUGAAGAACUGUUUACUACUCUGGAAAAGAGACAGGAAGAACUGGGCAUUAAUGACUUUGGGGCCUCUGUCACUACCAUGGAAGAAGUCUUCCUUAAGGUCACUCAUAUGGAUUCACAAACAAAUAUCGAAGCUCACCGAUCUCUGUCACAAAGACGCAAAGUCCUCUCUACGAGGCACAAUAUUAAUAUGUCAAGUAAUGUUGGAAGAGCACAUUCUCUGAAUGAAAAUACUACUGUGUUUAAUACUGGGUGUUCCCUCUACCGUCAGCAAUUCUAUGCAAUGUUCCUAAAGAAGCUGUUGUUCACCUGGCGCAACUGGAAGCUGAUUUUGUUACAGAUUCUUGGACUUUUAGUCCCCACUGUCCUUCUCUUCCGAAAUUAUGACCUUCAAAUAACUAAUGAAAAGACAUCCAGGCAAAUGAAUUUGAGUGAAUAUGGCCAAACUAUUGUGCCUUACUCUAUUUCUGGGAAUUCUGAUUUAACUACAAGUUUCUUAAAACACCUUGAGAGUAUGGUAACAUCUGAAAACCACAUACUGAGGGAAGUACAAGGUAGCCUACUGAAAUACUUGAGGGAAAAUAAAGAGUGUGUUUUUAAGUGUAUUAUUGCACUUUCCAUUGAGGUGAGAUCAAAUAAAACCAUCCUUACUGCUUUGUUCAACAAUCAAGCAUAUCAUUCACCAUCUCUGUCCCUAUCAGUGUUAGACAACAUUCUUUUCAUGUCACUUUCUGGUGCUGACGCUUCUUUAACAGUCAUCAACAAACCUCAACCAUUCUCUGUGAAGAAAAACAGUGAAAGGACUGAGAGGACUGUAAAUGGACAGCAGGUAGCCAUAAAAUUACAGUUGGGCUUAGCAUUUUUAGUAAGUGGCUUUUGCUUUCUGACAGUGGCUGAGAGGAUCACUAAGUCAAAGCACAUCCAGUUUUUGAGCGGGGUCUCUACCCUUGUGUACUGGCUUUCUGCUCUACUAUAUGACUUCAUCAUCUUCUUUAUUUCCUGCUGCUUACUACUGGGAAUAUUCAAAUAUUAUAAUAUUGAUAUUUAUAUCAUGGAUUACCACUUUCUGGAAACAAUGUUGAUCUUUGUGCUGUAUGGCUGGUCUUCCAUUCCCCUCAUAUACCUGAUGAGCUUCCUAUUUUCUGAAAGUACUUCUGCAUACAUCAAACUCAUCCUGUUCAACUACAUCUCAGGCACUUACAGUAUCCUCAUAGAGCAAUUAUUAAGUGGCGAAAUGCAAACUACCAUGUCUAAUGCCACUCAAACCUUUCUGCGUAAUACAUUACUGCUCUUUCCCAAUUACAACCUUGUGAAGUGCAUCAGUGACUAUACUGUUGUCUACAAAAUGAAGAUUUUGUGCAGCCAGAAAAAUCACUUCCUAAAUUGUAGUAAAGAAAAUACUGAGAAGAGUAUUUAUUCUUUGGAAAAUCAUAUGAUUGGAAAAUGUUUGAUUAUUAUGAGUAUCUUAGGCUUUGUUUUCCUUAUCUUCAUUUUUCUUUGGGAGAAUGCUUUGUGGAGAUUGAGAAUAUUUAUCCACCAGUACAUUUACUUUGGUAUCUAUAAGAAAUACAAGAAGAAUUUCAUCUCCAAGGAAUUAUCAGGGAAAUUUGAAGAUAAAGAUGUUCAAAAUGAGAGAACAAAAAUUUUGAAACAUCCUCAAGAAGUGAUGAAAUCUCCUUUGCUUAUUAAAGAACUCAUGAAGAUAUACUUUAAAUAUCCAGUAAUUCUGGCUGUGAAAAAUAUCUCCCUUGCAGUCCAAAAGAGGGAGUGCUUCGGAUUACUUGGAUUUAAUGGGGCAGGAAAAACAACCACAUUUGAAAUUUUGACUGGUGAGCUUAGUCCUACCUCUGGGGAUGUGUUCAUUGAUGGCUUUAACAUCACCAAAAAUAACCUAAAGGUGAGGUCAAGAAUUGGCUAUUGUCCUCAGUGUGAUGCUUUGUUGGAAUAUAUGACUGGUCGGGAGAUAAUAACCAUGUAUGCCAGAGUAUGGGGAGUCGCUGAACACCAGAUUCCGGUAUAUGUGAAAAAACAUUUGAAUUCACUGGAACUGGAGCCUCAUGCCAACAAUCUUAUCAGCACCUACAGUGGAGGAAACAAACGUAGGCUGAAUGCUGUUAUUGCUGUAAUGGGAAAGUCCUCAGUUGUCUUCUUGGAUGAGCCAUCAACUGGCAUGGAUCCAGUGGCUCGACGCCUGCUCUGGAACACAGUGAUAAACAUACGUGAAGGUGGAAAAGCUGUCGUCAUAACGUCUCAUAGCAUGGAGGAAUGUGAGGCCCUCUGUACCAGGCUAGCCAUCAUGGUGAAGGGGACAUUCAUGUGUUUGGGAAGCCCUCAGUAUCUCAAGAACAAAUUUGGCAAUUUUUAUAUUCUGAAGGUCAAGCUCAAGACUCCAGAUAAACUACAGGAUUUUAAAAAUUUCAUCACAAUGACAUUUCCAGAUAGUAUCUUAAAGGAGGAGAAUCAAGGGAUCCUUACCUACUACAUUCCACGCAAGGACAAUAGCUGGGGAAAGGUGUUUGGCAUUUUGGAAAAAGUCAAAGGGCAAUUUGAUUUAGAAGACUAUUCUAUUGGUCAGAUAACCCUGGAACAAGUCUUUCUGACCUUUGCUAACCCUCGUAACACAGCAGAUGAUUUUGAAGAAAAGGUGCCAUGAGAUUCAGUAGCAACCAUGUGACUCCUGCGUCUUUCUUCAGUGAUACCUGGAAAUUCCUACGUUCAUACAUCUUGUCAAUAUUUUAUGUAAUAAAGAUUUCCUCCCAU